CGCUACGGUCGCGGACGAGCGCGGCGCCCGUGAGCGCGGCCCAGAGGCGGCGGCGACGGCGGCAGAUCUAUCCAUGCUAAUGGAAAUGUAACUGGAACUGACUCUGAUGAUAAAAUCAAGGACCAUCAGACAAGAUCAUGCACUAGGAAACUUUGCUUCCAAAUGAAGGCACCAACAUUUAGAAUUUCUGCUUAUUCUAAGGUGUGAAGUUUUUCAACAUGAGUGGCCUUGGGGACAGUUCAUCCGACCCUGCUAACCCAGACUCACAUAAGAGAAAAGGAUCGCCAUGUGACACACUGGCAUCAAGCACUGAAAAGAGGCGCAGGGAGCAAGAAAAUAAAUAUUUAGAAGAACUAGCUGAGCUACUGUCUGCCAACAUCAGUGACAUUGACAGCUUGAGUGUAAAACCAGACAAAUGCAAGAUUUUGAAGAAAACAGUCGAUCAGAUACAGCUAAUGAAGAGAAUGGAACAAGAAAAAUCAACAACUGAUGAUGAUGUUCAGAAAUCAGAUAUCUCAUCGAGUAGUCAAGGAGUAAUAGAAAAGGAAUCCUUGGGACCUCUUCUUUUGGAGGCUUUGGAUGGAUUUUUCUUUGUUGUGAACUGUGAAGGGAGAAUUGUAUUUGUGUCAGAGAAUGUGACCAGCUACUUGGGUUACAAUCAGGAGGAAUUAAUGAAUACCAGCGUCUACAGCAUACUGCACGUGGGAGAUCAUGCAGAAUUUGUCAAGAAUCUGCUACCAAAAUCCCUAGUAAAUGGAGUUCCUUGGCCUCAAGAGGCAACACGCCGAAAUAGCCAUACUUUUAACUGCAGGAUGCUAAUUCACCCUCCAGAUGAGCCAGGUACUGAGAACCAAGAAGCCUGCCAACGGUAUGAAGUAAUGCAGUGUUUCACUGUGUCACAGCCAAAAUCGAUUCAAGAAGAUGGAGAAGAUUUCCAGUCAUGUUUGAUUUGUAUUGCACGGAGAUUACCUCGGCCUCCAGCUAUUACGGGUGUAGAAUCGUUUAUGACAAAGCAAGAUACUACAGGUAAAAUCAUCUCUAUCGAUACUAGUUCUCUGAGAGCUGCUGGCAGAACUGGCUGGGAAGAUUUAGUGAGAAAAUGCAUUUAUGCUUUUUUCCAACCUCAGGGCAGAGAGCCAUCUUAUGCCAGACAACUGUUUCAAGAAGUGAUGACUCGUGGCACUGCCUCCAGCCCAUCCUAUAGAUUCAUAUUGAAUGAUGGGACAAUGCUUAGCGCCCACACCAAGUGUAAACUUUGCUACCCUCAAAGUCCAGACAUGCAGCCUUUCAUCAUGGGAAUUCAUAUCAUCGACAGGGAACACAGUGGGCUUUCUCCUCAAGAUGACACUAAUUCUGGAAUGUCAAUUCCCCGAGUAAACCCCUCAGUCAAUCCUARUAUCUCUCCAGCUCAUGGUGUGGCCCGUUCAUCCACAUUGGCACCAUCCAACAGCAGCAUGGUAUCCACAAGAGUAAACCGCCAUCAGAGCUCAGACCUUCAUAGCAGCAGUAGUCAUAGUAAUUCUAGCAACAACCAAGGGAGUUUUGGAUGCUCACCUGGAAAUCAGAUUGUAGCCAAUGUUGCCUUAAACCAGGGACAGGCCAGUUCCCAGAGCAGUAACCCCUCUUUAAACCUCAAUAAUUCUCCUAUGGAAGGUACAGGAAUUUCCCUAGCACAGUUCAUGUCUCCAAGGAGACAGGUUACUUCUGGCUUGGCAACAAGGGCCAGGAUGCCAAACAAUUCAUUUCCUCCAAAUAUUCCAACAUUAAACUCCCCAGUUGGCAUGACAAGUAGUGCCUGUAAUAAUAGUAAUCGAUCUUAUUCAAACAUCCCUGUAACAUCUUUACAAGGCAUGAAUGAAGGACCCAAUAACUCUGUUGGCUUCUCUGCCAGUUCUCCAGUCCUCAGGCAGAUGAGCUCACAGAAUUCACCUAGUAGAUUAAAUAUACAACCAGCAAAAGCUGAGUCCAAAGAUAACAAAGAGAUUGCAUCCAUUUUAAAUGAAAUGAUACAGUCUGACAACAGUGCUAGUGAUAGCAAACCCCUGGAUUCAGGGCUUCUGCAUAACAAUGACAGACUCUCAGAUGCAGACAGUAAAUACUCUCAAACCAGUCACAAACUAGUGCAGCUUUUGACAACAACUGCAGAACAGCAGUUACGGCAUGCUGAUAUAGACACAAGCUGCAAAGAAGUACUGUCUUGCACGGGCACUUCCAGCUCUGCGUCUGCUAACUCUUCAGGAGGUACUUGCCCCUCCUCUCAUAGCUCGCUGACAGAGCGGCACAAAAUUCUGCACCGACUCUUACAAGAGGGAAGUCCCUCAGAUAUCACCACUUUGUCCGUGGAGCCCGAUAAAAAGGACAGUGCAUCUACUUCUGUGUCAGUAACUGGACAGGCCCAAGGAAACUCCAAUAUAAAACUAGAACUGGAUACUUCAAAGAAAAAAGAAUCAAAAGACCAUCAGCUCCUGCGCUACCUUUUAGACAAAGAUGAGAAAGAUUUAAGAUCAACUCCAAACCUUAGCCUGGAUGAUGUAAAGGUGAAAGUGGAAAAGAAAGAUCAGAUGGAUCCUUGUAACACAAACCCAACCCCGAUGACCAAACCCGCUCCUGAAGAGAUUAAACUGGAGUCCCAGAGCCAGUUUACAGCUGACCUUGAGCAGUUUGAUCAGUUACUGCCCACUCUGGAGAAGGCAGCACAGCUGCCAGGCCUGUGUGAGACCGACAGGAUGGAUGCUACAGUCACCAGUGUAACUGUCAAGUCAGAGAUCCUGCCAGCUUCACUUCAGUCCACCACUGCCAGACCCACUUCCAGGCUGAAUAGAUUGCCUGAACUGGAAUUGGAAGCAAUUGAUAACCAGUUUGGACAACCAGGAACAGGUGACCAGAUUCCAUGGGCAAAUAAUGCUGUGACAGCUAUUAAUCAGAAUAAAGCAGAAGACCAGUGUAUCAGUUCACAAUUAGAUGAGCUUCUCUGUCCACCAACAACAGUAGAAGGAAGAAAUGAUGAGAAGGCUCUUCUGGAACAACUGGUGUCCUUCCUCAGUGGCAAAGAUGAAACUGAGCUUGCUGAACUAGACAGAGCACUGGGAAUUGACAAACUUGUUCAGGGCGGUGGAUUAGAUGUAUUAUCAGAGAGAUUUCCACCACAGCAAGCAACACCACCUCUAAUGAUGGAAGAAAGACCCAACCUCUAUUCACAGCCUUACUCUUCUCCUUCUCCUACUGCCAAUCUCCCUAGCCCAUUCCAAGGCAUGGUCAGGCAGAAACCUUCACUGGGGACUAUGCCUGUUCAAGUAACACCUCCCAGAGGUGCUUUUUCACCUGGCAUGGGUAUGCAGCCCAGGCAAACUCUAAACAGACCUCCAGCUGCACCUAACCAACUUAGACUUCAACUACAACAGCGGUUACAGGGACAGCAGCAGUUGCUACACCAAAACCGACAUGCUAUCUUGAAUCAGUUUGCAGCAACUGCUCCUGUUGGCAUCAACAUGAGAUCAGGCAUGCAGCAACAAAUUACACCUCAGCCACCUCUGAAUGCGCAAAUGUUGGCACAACGUCAGCGGGAGUUGUACAGUCAGCAGCACCGACAGAGGCAGCUUAUACAGCAGCAGAGGGCCAUGCUCAUGAGGCAACAAAGCUUUGGGAACAACCUCCCUCCCUCAUCUGGACUGCCAGUUCAAAUGGGGAACCCCCGUCUUCCUCAGGGUGCUCCACAGCAAUUCCCCUACCCACCAAACUAUGGUACAAAUCCAGGAACCCCGCCUGCUUCUACCAGCCCAUUUUCUCAACUGGCAGCAAAUCCUGAUGCAGCCUUGGCCACCCGAAACAGCAUGGUGAACAGAGGCAUGGCAGGAAACAUGGGAGGACAGUUUGGCACUGGAAUCAACCCUCAGAUGCAGCAGAAUGUCUUCCAGUAUCCAGGAUCAGGAAUGGUUCCCCAAGGUGAGGCCAACUUUGCUCCAUCUCUAAGUCCUGGGAGCUCCAUGGUGCCAAUGCCAAUCCCUCCCCCUCAGAGCUCUCUGCUCCAGCAAACUCCACCUGCUUCUGGGUACCAGUCACCAGACAUGAAGGCCUGGCAACAAGGAGCAAUAGGAAACAACAAUGUGUUCAAUCAAGCUGUCCAGAACCAGCCUACACCUGCACAGCCAGGAGUGUACAACAAUAUGAGCAUCACCGUGUCCAUGGCAGGUGGAAACACAAAUGUUCAGAACAUGAACCCAAUGAUGGGCCAGAUGCAGAUGAGCUCGUUGCAGAUGCCAGGAAUGAACGCUGUGUGCCCUGAGCAGAUAAAUGAUCCAGCACUGAGACACACAGGCCUCUACUGCAACCAGCUUUCAUCCACUGACCUUCUCAAAACAGAAGCAGAUGGAACCCAGGACAAGAAGACAGAAGAGUUCUUCUCUGUGGUGACUACAGACUAGAGGAAUGCUCUACAGGUGCAACAGGUUCAGGUGUUUGCUGACGUCCAGUGUACAGUGAAUCUGGUAGGCGGGGACCCUUACCUGAACCAGCCUGGUCCACUGGGAACUCAAAAACCCACGUCAGGACCACAGACCCCCCAGGCCCAGCAGAAGAGCCUCCUUCAGCAGCUACUGACUGAAUAACCACUUUUAAAGGAAUGUGAAAUUUAAAUAAUAGACAUACAGAGAUAUACAAAUAUAUUAUAUAUUUUUCUGAGAUUUUUGAUAUCUCAAUCUGCAGCCAUUCUUCAGGUCGUAGCAUUUGGAGCAAAAAAAAAAAAAAAAAAAAGAAAAAAAUGUUCACUUUUGUUGGGAGAUUGAGAGAUGCUUUUGUUUCUUUGUAAAGGCCUUGGAUAUUAGAAACAAGGCAGAACAGUUGGACAAUCUAUUUCUUGAGCCAAAUUUAAUUAUUCUUAUUUUUGUAAUCAGUCAUUGGCUUCUUAUCUGGAUGAAGGCUUUUGAAGGAGAACCAAAACAACAAGUUCCAAGGGGAAGACGAAGCUCCACCUCGCUGGCUCAGUCCUGACCCUGCCCAGGAAGAUAGGCCCGUGGGGCUUUGCCUGUGUCCGUCCACCAAAGGCUGUCACGUUCCUCAAAACCAACAGCCCUCCCUACCCCAACCCCAGGCAGCUUGUAUGUACAAUCAGCUUCUUCAAGCAACUCUUUAUCUGUUGGCUUCAAGAUAAUAUUUUGCCUCCACAUAUGUACCCUUUCUCCUUUUUUUAAAGAUGGAUUUAAACCAAGAUGCCUCCAGGAAAGAGGAUGAUAUUCACAGAGGAAUCCAAAAAAUACAGUUUGGGAAAAAAUGCAAUAAUUUUUGAUGAGAUGGGUGAAGGACAAGAUGCGAGUUCUGUCAAUUACUGUAGAUACAGUUUCCUGAUUAAAUCCGGCGAAAAAGGCAGCCUGUUCUUUCUGCUUUUAUUGUAUUAACAGCUGAGGUAGCUAAAGUUAUUUAAAAUAAAAUUAAAUUUAUGAUUCAAGUAGCUUA
Molecule: messenger RNA, 5448 nt
Organism: Urocitellus parryii (Arctic ground squirrel)
Lineage: Eukaryota; Metazoa; Chordata; Mammalia; Rodentia; Sciuridae
Gene: Ncoa1
Product: nuclear receptor coactivator 1
Biological process (GO): positive regulation of transcription by RNA polymerase II; cellular response to hormone stimulus
Cellular component (GO): nucleus
Molecular function (GO): nuclear receptor binding; protein dimerization activity
Source: RefSeq, a predicted model, not a curated record